UUCGACUCACAUCAAGUCAAGAUGAAGAUCUCCUCUCUGCUUCUGUCCGUGGCUAUUGCAACAUCAAGCUCGACGCUCGUUCUUGCGGCUGAGUGUACAACGGACGACCUCACCGCCAUCUCCAACCUCUACAACUCCGCCAUGUCCGACGGCACCGCCGCAUGUCCGGAUGUGACCGCGGCCAACGACGCCACCUCGGCGAACUACUGCACCUCGGACUGCUUGGAGUUCAUGACCAAUAUGCUUGACGAACUGCCAGAUUGUUCCAGUGGUGGUGUCAACAUGAGAGCGGGCAUGCAAGCUGCCAUUGACUACUGUGAGGCUGGGACGGCGGAUACUUCAGACGUGUUGACUGGAUCCACCGGAACUGCCGGGUCUUCCUCCCUCCGAUCGGGCUCCUCGACGUCUAACACCGCCGAAUCAACUAAAGUGACUGCUGACACGGUCCCGCCGGCAGCGGGAAGUUCGAUGGCUUCAUCAACCGGUAUCACCGUUUCAAGCGUCCUGUUUGCAGUGACGGUAUUCGGUGUAGCUGGGCUGUAA
Phytophthora nicotianae INRA-310 is the source of this 543-nucleotide messenger RNA. RefSeq lists its product as hypothetical. Gene Ontology annotation, cellular component: extracellular region. The transcript has a single exon. NCBI's taxonomy places the organism in Eukaryota, Oomycota, Peronosporomycetes, Peronosporales, Peronosporaceae. The coding region runs from base 22 to 543 and encodes 173 amino acids. The record is from RefSeq and is a predicted model, not a curated record.